Molecule: messenger RNA, 1590 nt
Organism: Rubroshorea leprosula
Lineage: Eukaryota; Viridiplantae; Streptophyta; Magnoliopsida; Malvales; Dipterocarpaceae
Source: the annotation of a GenBank genome assembly
CGGAAAAUAGAGAACCUUCUCUCUUUCUUUCUUGCCCCCCUGUUUCUUCAUAGGCAUUGAAACUAAUUAUCAUCAUGCAUAGUAGGAAUCAUUGGGGCGGUUCUUUUGAGAUGGCUGAAAGGGAGGCACCCGUGGUGGCGGAGGAUGAGUGGGACAAGGCGGCACUUCAGCCGCAUGAGCAGCAUCACUACGUUGAUGAGACCCAGCAGAGCUGGCUGCUCGGACCACCGGAGACGAAGAAGAAGAAGUACGUGGACUUGGGUUGCAUAGUUUGCAGCCAGAAGGCCUUCAAGUGGACGCUGUGGUCCAUCGCCAUUGCUUUUGUUGUAAUUGCUCUCCCCACCAUCAUCGCCAAGACUCUGCCUAAGCACAAGUCUAAGCCUCCUUCUCCUGACAACCAUACCCUCGCCCUUCACAAGGCCCUCCUCUUCUUCAACGCUCAAAAAUCUGAAACGUUGUUCGCCUUUGCCAGGGAUCCCGGCCGCCGGAGAAGGUACUCCGUCGGAAACUCUUUCAUCGAACCAUAUUACAAUUCCUCCGGGUACUACGACGAGUACAUGUGGGGUGCGGCGUGGCUGUAUUACGCCACCGGCAACAACACCUACAUUUCGCUGGCGACAAACCCAGGAAUUCCGAAGAAUUCCAAGGCCUUUUAUAUGUUUUUGGGGCAGAGAGUGCUGAGUUGGGAUAACAAGUUGCCGGCGGCGAUGCUGCUACUGACAAGGUACCGGAUUUUCUUGAAUCCCGGUUACCCUUAUGAGGAUAUGCUGAGUAUGUACCACAAUGUCACCAUUUUGAAUAUGUGCUCCUACCUUCACGAAUUCAAUGUCUUCAAUUGGACUCGAGGGGGGAUGAUCGAACUCCAAUAUCAGCAGCCACAGCAGCCGCUUCAGUAUGUCGCCAACACCGCCUUCUUGGCCUCCCUAUUUGCUGAUUACUUGAAUGCCACCGGAAUCCCGGGGAUAAACUGCGGUCCGGAUUAUAUCCCCUUGAAUGUUCUCCGGAGCUUUGCGACCUCCCAGAUGGACUACAUUCUGGGGAAAAACCCCAUGAAAAUGAGUUAUGUGGUGGGGUAUGGCAGCCAGUUUCCCAGACAUGUGCACCACCGUGGUGCGUCGAUACCCCAUGACGGUAAGAAGUACUCUUGCACAGGCGGAUACAAGUGGCGUGACACUCCCAAUCCGAAUCCUAACAACAUCACUGGAGCCAUGGUGGGAGGUCCUGAUAGGUUCGACCAGUUCAAAGAUGUGAGGAGCAAUUAUAACUACACUGAGCCAACCUUGGCCGGAAAUGCUGGAUUGGUAGCUGCACUUGCUUCCGUUACUACCACAGGCGGCGUUGGCAUUGACAAGAAUACAAUUUUUUCAGCUGUUCCACCACUAUUCCCACCCAGUCCGCCACCCCCUGCACCUUGGAAACCUUGAACUGCUCUGUUGUCCAAAUAGUUAGACCUUUUUUACAUUGCAAACAUUGUCCUUGAAAUUUUGUUUGUUCUUUAUGCCCUUGUUCAUAUGAAUGGAAUAAAAAUACAUAUCAUUCUUGUAAAACCUUGGUACCAGGCUACUUACAGCUCGCCCUUGAAAAUAGGAA